Molecule: messenger RNA, 3767 nt
Organism: Anguilla anguilla (European eel)
Lineage: Eukaryota; Metazoa; Chordata; Actinopteri; Anguilliformes; Anguillidae
Product: rap1 GTPase-activating protein 1
Exons: 25
Coding region: 982-2889 (635 amino acids)
Biological process (GO): regulation of small GTPase mediated signal transduction; activation of GTPase activity
Cellular component (GO): cytoplasm
Molecular function (GO): GTPase activator activity
Source: RefSeq, a predicted model, not a curated record
UGCAGACUUUCCCUUUCAGCACCAACCCGCAUCGUACCUUUUGUUAUGCAAGCGGAGACUAUUCGUUACAUUAAUAAGUUGCAAUAAACAUACAUUUUUAAACGUGCUGUACCGCCUAACGGGAGGGAAGUUCUCGUAAAACCGUCCUUGUGACUUCUCUUCGCACAGGCGUCUUCGUUGUAGGCUACACGACCAGUAAGGAAUUAACCGCCGAGAGGGACUAUCAUCUGUUUGCCACUGCCAUGCUGUCAGCAAGAAGCUAUUAGGGCUUCUGAGCAGUGUAAUCAUUUCUGUCGCGUUAUUAAUUCAGCCACGAAUAAAGUAAUGGUAGUAUAUUACAAUCUGUUAAUAUGCAUGGCACUGAUUACAUAUCGUGUUAUCUAGGCGAACCAUAUCAACCUAAAUUUGGGAUUCUGUUCGCAAAAUCUGCAUUCUAAACCUCAAACUCAACCGUAACCAGCAUUAAGAACUGCAGUUUGAAUUGAGAUAGGAGUAUUGCAUCUGCACUUUCUGCCAAACGCGCAUUUGUUCUUCAGCGUAUGUUGUAACAGGAUGACCGAGUACUUCAGCCCACCGCGUUUGAGUGCGGUGAAGCGUGCCUGCCUGAUGGUCACGUGAUAAAGGCGAGGCUUUUUUUUAAUGUACAUCCCAAGACGGAGAGGGAACGGAUGCGCUGCCGAGAAAGCACACUGGAGAUCCUUUUUGCUCCUGCAUCUCCUGCAUAUUACGCGAGCGAGGUUAUUCACCCGAUGAGUUCACCUGUACCGUUGCUAGGCACACUGCAAGCUUCCCGGGAGUUUUCUGAAACAAGCAACGAUUCAAGACUGAUAUUGCUAUUAAAGAGUCGACAAGACCUUCUCCCUGGCCAGGAGUAUAUGGAAGCAGGAUGGAAGGAUCCCCCGCCUGUCUGAGCAGCUAGAACCCCCACCGUUCCCGCCAUCAGCCUUCUGCACCACCCCCCCCCUCCUGAAGGGCUGCAGAAUGGAUGGAGACAGAAGCAGCCUUCCACCUCCUCUCAAAACUGAGGAAGACUACAUUCCGUACCCCAGUGUACAUGAGGUGUUGGGUCGUAAAAGCCCCUUCCCUCUGAUCCUGCUGCCCCAGUUUGGGGGCUACUGGAUUGAGGGGACCAAUCAUGAGCUAGGGGAAGCCCCCAAUCCUGAGCACAUGCCCUCAACCCCAUCUCGCGUUCAGCUGGAAACCAACACCACUUCCAUGAUCUACAGGAAGAACUUCCUUGGCAAGGAACACUUUAACUUCUACUCCAUGGACAGUGUGCUGGGGCAUCUGGUCUUCUCCGUGCGGUAUGAUGUCAUUGGGGACCAGGAGCACCUCCGGCUGAUCCUGAGGUCGAAGUUGAAAACCUAUCAGGACGUGAUCCCCAUAUCCUGCCUGACGGAAUUCCCCAACGUGGUGCAGAUGGCCAAGCUGGUGUGUGAGGAGGUGAAUGUGGACCGAUUCUACCCUGUCCUGUACCCAAAGGCCUCCAGGCUCAUUGUUACCUUUGACGAGCACGUUAUCAGCAACAACUUCAAGUUUGGGGUCAUCUAUCAGAAGUUUGGGCAGACUACCGAAGAGGAGCUGUUUGGGAACAGUGAGGAGAGCCCCGCCUUUGUGGAGUUCCUGGAGUUCCUGGGACAGAAGAUCCAGUUGCAUGACUUCAAAGGAUUCCGCGGCGGGCUGGACGUGACUCACGGACAGACAGGCACCGAGUCGGUCUACACCCUCUUCCACGACAAGGAGAUUAUGUUCCACGUGUCCACCAAGCUGCCGUACACUGAGGGGGACGCCCAACAGCUGCAGAGGAAACGCCAUAUAGGAAAUGACAUCGUGGCCAUCGUGUUCCAGGAGGAGAACACGCCCUUCGUGCCCGACAUGAUCGCGUCCAACUUCCUGCACGCGUACGUGGUGGUGCAGGUGGAGCAGGGCUGCUCUGGCAGUGCGCUGUAUAAGGUGUCUGUGACUGCGCGCGAUGACGUGCCUUUCUUCAGGCCAGCUCUUCCAGAUCCCGCCAUCUUCAGAAAGGGAGCAGAGUUCCAUGAGUUCUUGCUGACGAAGCUCAUCAAUGCAGAGUGUGCCUGUUACAAAGCAGAGAAAUUCGCCAAACUGGAGGAGCGCACUCGGACUGCCCUGCUGGAGACUCUGUAUGAGGAGCUUCAUCUGCACAGCCAGUCCAUGAUGGGCCUGGGUGACGAGGACAGGCUGGAGAACGGGGCCGGCGGGGGCGGCGGCUUCUUCGAGUCUUUCAAGCGUGUGAUUCGCAGCCGGAGCCAGUCCAUGGACGCUAUGGGCCUCAGUAACAGGAAGCCAAACGUGGUCUCCACCAGCCUCAGUGGCAGCUUUACCCACAAUCCUUCAGAGGCCCACCGAACUCCUGGCAUUUCUGUAAUCAUCCCCGGGAAAAGUCCAACACGGAAGAAAUCUGGAGCCUAUAACUCCCGGAGGAGCAGUGCUAUUGGCAUUGAGAACAUUCAGGAGGUGCAGGAGAGGAGGGAGUGCUCCCCCAGCAUGCAGAAGACUCCAGACAGUGGCCACGUGUCGCAGGACCCUAAGUCUGAGAACUCGUCCAAUCAGAGCUCGCCUGAGAUGCCCACCACAAAGAACAGCACUGUUCUCUGUUGCAGGGCUGCUUCUAUCCCAGAGGCUGCUGACCUCUCCCACUCCUCCAGUGGCAGCAGCUUCGGGAGCGUGGUGGAGGAGAACCUGAACGAGCCUGGGGAGGAGUACGACACUGCACUGGAGAGUCUCUCUUCUAUGGGGACUCCACACAAGCAGGAUGCGUUUAUCUACGGCUCAUGGGCGGCACACAGUGGCAGCAGCAGCCCUGCAGUGACGAGGACCGCACAACCUGAGGCCUGCACCAAGCCGGACCAGCCACUGAACUGCUAGCCCCUCUCACCAGACUGCUUCAUGGAUGCCCAUCAACAGCAUUCCCAUAUGCAUUCCCGACAGCAUUCCCUCUCAGAGAACAGAUGCUCCUGGGUUUUUGGGCACCAUUGAGGAUGAAGAUGAAGAUGAGGAGGAUGAGGGGCAGUUUGUCAGGCAGGAGUGAGCCCUGAGACUAUGGGCCCCCUUGCGACCCUCGCUGUGCCAGUCCGUUUACCUCUGCCCUGCGUCAGGGCGGGGCUUCCUGUGUUCCUCCUCACCACGCCACACUCCUCCUUUCUUCCUGUCAUUUUUGUGUGGUAACCUCUUUCCCCGGGCCCGUCCCGAGCUGCAGGUGUCAGCGUUCUCACAGGAGUCAGGGCACGGCCUUUGGGAGCUGCAGAACGCCACUAUAGAUCCUGCAGCAACGCUGGGCAGUGUUCAGCGAUGUGCAGUGCUCAGUGAUGUGCAGUGUUCAGCGAUGGGCAGUGUUCAGUGAUGUGCAGUGUUCAGUGAUGUGCAGUGUUCAGCGAUGGGCAGUGUUCAGUGAUGUGCAGUGCUCAGCGAUGUGCAGUGUUCAGUGAUGUGCAGUGUUCAGCGAUGGGCAGUGUUCAGUGAUGUGCAGUGCUCAGCGAUGUGCAGUGUUCAGCGAUGGGCAGUGUUCAGUGAUGUGCAGUGUUCAGCGAUGGGCAGUGUUCAGUGAUGUUCAGUGAUGUGCAGUGCUCAGCGAUGUGCAGUGUUCAGCGAUGUGCAGUGUUCAGUGGGAUCUGAGCAAGGGAGACAAGCUGAGGGAACAACAAAACCCAAACGCAGCACAUAACAGAACCCAGCACAUUACCGUACCCAAACCCAGCACAUUACAGAACCUAAACCCAGCACAUUACAGAACCCAAACCCAGCAC